Taeniopygia guttata (zebra finch) is the source of this 3727-nucleotide messenger RNA. It is a transcript of the gene THOC5, whose product is annotated as THO complex subunit 5. NCBI's taxonomy places the organism in Eukaryota, Metazoa, Chordata, Aves, Passeriformes, Estrildidae. Gene Ontology annotation, cellular component: THO complex part of transcription export complex. Gene Ontology annotation, molecular function: mRNA binding. The record is from RefSeq and is a predicted model, not a curated record. Gene Ontology annotation, biological process: mRNA export from nucleus.
CCGGUGCGCACUGCAGGUCCUCCCGGCCGCUAGGCGGCGCUGCAGCAGCGGCAGCCACUCCGCGCCGCGCUCUGUGGUCCCGUGACGUCACUUCCGGGAGGCGCGGAGGCGAGGCCGCGCCCUGCCGCAGCACCAUGUCCUCCGAAUCCAGCAAGAAGAGGAAGCCCAAGGUGAUCCGCACGGACGGGGCCCCAGCCGAGGGCAAGAGGGGCAAGGGCGACACGGACCAGGAGACACAAACACUCCUCUGGAGAGUGAGCACAAAGCUGGAAGAUCCCUCAGGGAUUUGCAUGGUGCCUUCAAACCCUCCCGAUGUCAGGUACUACAGCGAGGAGAGCGAGGUGGAUCUGCGAGACCCCAUCAAGGACUACGAGCUCUACAGGGAGACCUGCCAGGAGCUCCAGAGGCUCAUGGCAGAGAUCCAGGAGCUGAAGAGCCGGGGCAUCAAGGAAAAUGCGUCGGAGAUCGACGAGCGGCGCGUGCAGAGCUGUGUGCACUUCAUGACCCUGAAGAAGCUGAACCGCCUGGCCCACAUCCGGCUGAAGAAGGGCAGGGACCAGACCCACGAGGCAAAGCAGAAGGUUGAUGCAUAUCACCUGCAGCUCCAGAACCUGCUCUACGAGGUGAUGCACCUGCAGAAAGAGAUCACCAAGUGCCUGGAAUUCAAAUCCAAACACGAGGAGAUCGAGCUGGUGAGCCUGGAGGAGUUCUACAAAGAGGCCCCCCCUGAAAUCAGCCGCCCUGCCAUCACCCUGACCGAGCCCCACCAGCAGACCCUGGCCCGCCUGGACUGGGAGCUGGAGCAGCGCAAGAGGCUAGCAGAGAAAUACAAGGAGUGCCUGACCAGCAAGGAGAAGAUCUUGAAGGAGAUUGAAGUGAAGAAGGAAUAUCUGAGCAGCCUCCAGCCUCGACUCAACAGCAUCAUGCAGGCCUCCCUGCCUGUGCAGGAGUACCUGUUCAUGCCCUUCGACCAGGCUCACAAGCAGUACGAGACCGCCCGGCACCUCCCGCCGCCUCUCUACGUCCUCUUCGUCCAAGCCAGUGCCUACGGACAGGCCUGUGAUAAGAAGUUGGUGGUGGCCAUUGAAGGGAGCGUGGAGGAAGCCAAGGCCCUUUAUAAGCCACCUGAGGACUCGCAGGAUGAUGAGAGCGAUUCCGACGCAGAGGAGGAGCAAACCACGAAGCGGCGCAGGCCCACCCUGGGCGUGCAGCUGGACGAUAAACGCAAGGAGAUGCUAAAGAGACACCCCUUGUCUGUCACCUUGGACCUGAAGUGCAAAGACGACAACGUGCUUCACCUGACCUUCCACUACCUGAUGAACCUCAACGUGAUGACAGUGAAAGCCAAGGUGACCACUGCCAUGGAGAUGACCACGGCCAUCAGUGCUGGGGACCUGCUCUCCCCAGACUCCCUCCUCAACUGCCUCUAUCCAGGGGACCACGGGAGGAAAACGCCCAACCCGGCCAACCAGUUCCAGUUUGAUAAAGUGGGCAUCCUGACCCUGAGUGACUACGUGACAGAGCUGGGACACCCCUAUGUGUGGGUGCAGAAGCUGGGUGGCCUGCAUUUCCCCAAGGAUCAGCCUCAGCACACAGUGGCUGCUGACAAUUCCCUGAGUGCCAGCCACAUGGAGCUGACUGUCAAGCUGCUCCGGAGCCGCCUGCAGUCCCGCCUGGCCCUGCACAAGCAGUUUGCAUCCCUCGAGCACGGCGUUGUGCCGGUGUCCAGCGAGUGCCAGCAGCUCUUCCCGACCAAAAUCGUCUCGCGCCUGGUGAAGUGGACUGCCAUUCCCUACGAGGAUUAUGCUGAGCUGCCCUACACUAAAGAUGUGAUAGAGGCUGGCUUGGCUGAAGACACUCACCUCUACUACAUGGCCCUGAUAGAGAGGGGAACAGCCAAGCUGCAGGCGGCCGUGGUGCUGAACCCCGGGUAUUCCACGCUGCCUCCCGUCUUCAGCCUGUGCCUGAACUGGAAGGGAGAGCGCAACAGCAGCAACGACGACAACAUUCGGGCCAUGGAGAGCGAGGUCAAUGUCUACUACAAGGAGCUGUGGGGGCCCAAACCGGGCUACCAGCUGCUGACCAACCAGCUGCAGCGCCUGUGCAUGGUGCUGGAUGUGUACCUGGAGACAGAGCCCCACGAUCCCAGCGUGGAGGGGCCCAAGGAGUUCCCCCAGGAGAAGAUGUGUCUGCGCCUGGUCAGGGGUCCCCUGCGCCUGAAACCCUUCAAGUUCAACUACCCCCAGGGGUUCUUCAGCCAUCGCUGAGCAGCCCUGGGCCGCACUCUGGGAUGGGACUCGUUCACUCUGUGGGAGGAGUGCUCCCAUCCUGACCUUUCUGCUCCUUUUACAAUAUUUUGGGCUUUGUUUGAAGGUUUUGUAGUCAAAGGGAUUAAACUGAGCUAAAGAAAAAACUGCAUGGGUGGCCUAGUCUGUGCAGAGGGGCUGGGAUGAGGGAUCCGUGAGGGCUGCAGCAAGCCUUGUGUGCCAGCCCUGGGCUCUGACAGCCUUUCCAGGGAUGCUCCCUGCCUCCUGCCUUCCCUCCCCACCACAGGGACUGGGGAGCUGAGAUGGCUAAAAACUGAGGUGGCUAAAAAUAGCCCUUUUCCAGAGCCCGCACUGCAGCCCCAGCCUGUCCUUGCCGGCUGGCUGCCAUCCCACUCAGCACAAUCCUGCAUGCUGGGGGGCUUCUCUGCUCCCUGGGCUUGGAGGGGAGCAGAGCAGGGUCCUGGGAGAGGCAGGAGGAGGGUUGGGACACCUGGCUUGUCCUGGUUGGCAUCAGGGAGUUGGGAUGUGCCCCCUCCCCUGCACUGCUCUGUGUGGGGGUCCCAGACUGGCAGAGCUGGGGUUCCAUCCCCCCUCCAAAGGUCACUGUCCCUCCUUCAUCCCAGCCUGUCUCCCCUGGGAGUGACUUCUCCCCCAGGAGGUGUGAGAGCCCCUCUCCUGCUCCCCCCAGCCCCUGCCCUCGGUGCAGUGCUGCAGUGCCGGGCUGUGCCGCAGCCCUCGGGUUAAACCAGGCUCUCCCAGUCCCUUGGGAACCAUGCUUUAGAAAAAGGAGGGGAAAAAACACACUGAAAUCCUUUGGAAAGCGUGGCAGGGCUGGCCCUGUUUCCAUCCUCAGGACACAGGGCCCUCCGUGCCUGCUGUGGGGGGUGUUUCCCCUCUGGAAAACCUCGUGUCACCCACCCCAGCCCUGGGGUCUCUAGAUCCCAGAUCUAGAUAGAUCCCAGCCCCACAUUCCCAGCCUCUUUCCCUGCCUUCUCCCCAGGACAAGCCAGCAGAGCCAGGGUGUCUCUGUAAGCACUUUUUAUUUGGUUAUUGCACAGAAAGCAAAGAUCAGUGGGCUGAGGUUCCUGGUGCACCGUGUGUGUCUGUGAGCAUUCCAGCAGCUCCCAGCCUCUCCCACCUCUGCCCAGAGGGACUGUCACCCCCCAGGGCAGGGCAGGACCCCGCCAGCCCCCCCAAGCAGCUACAGCUCUGCAUUGCACUCAUCCAUCCAUUGCACAUACAUUAAAUAAAUGCACUUAGAGGAGAAGGGUGGUGGGGUUCCCCUGGGGGUCCCCCUCUUCUCCUGGGUUAUAAUUCAAGUGUUUAAAUGUGGCGCUCGGCGAAUAUCACGUUCUGCGAGGGAAGCAGUCGCCCACCCGAGGGGCUCUCACGGGCCUAUUGCUAAGGGAAAGCCUGGCCUGGGGGGCCCUGGGGGUCCCUGGGGUCCCACCCUGGGCCCA